Messenger RNA from Manihot esculenta (cassava), 2204 nucleotides. RefSeq names its product pentatricopeptide repeat-containing protein At5g66500, mitochondrial. Gene Ontology annotation, molecular function: protein binding; RNA binding. Lineage: Eukaryota; Viridiplantae; Streptophyta; Magnoliopsida; Malpighiales; Euphorbiaceae. Bases 375 to 1982 code for a protein of 535 amino acids. The transcript has a single exon. The record is from RefSeq and is a predicted model, not a curated record. Gene Ontology annotation, biological process: RNA modification.
UUUGGAAAAAGCUCUUGGAGAAAUGGGCUGUGCAUUUCUCUUGCAGGACCCGGGCCUGCUACUAUAUUCUGUUCUUUGAGACUGGAGAGCACUGUCGCGGAGAAAAAGAAAGGAAUAGGACGAAAAAACAAAAGGGAGGUUAGCGAGACGCUGGGAGCAGAAGCAGUGAAGCAGCGAGAGUAAGGUAAAGAGAUAGAGAGAGAAUCCGGUGAGGCCAGUACAGACCUCCCCCACCGCCGCCGCCACCAGCACCAAAAAAAAAAAAGGCGACGGGGUCGCUUAUGCAUCCCAAUAGCCGCGGCAUAAUUCGUAGAGAAUAAUCUUUAAGUAGGUUUGCUUUCACAAUUCAUAUAUGUGUCGUAAUAGCAUGGAACAUGUGGUAUUCAUUGCUCGCAAAAGCAUUGAUGUUUGCUUGCCAUCGCUACAUUCGUCCCCUAAACGCAAGAGCCUUCAGUGAUAUAAGCUAUGCUCACAUCAACCACUUGCUCGAUGCAUUUCCUCAUAGAGAGCUCUACUCUCUCAACUGCCAACUCGCUUCUUUCUCUCGCAAUGGCAACUUUCUUGCCACUUGGGCCCUUUUUUGCCAUAUGCAUAGUGUUUGUCCUAAGUUUGAUGCUUACACUUUCACGCCAAUUCUCGGCGCUUGCUCUGCUUUGCCUGGGCCAGAACGUGGCAGACAAGUUCAUGCUCUAAUGCUCAAAACUGGCACUGAUCUAGGAACUGUGACCAAAACUGCUCUUAUUGAUAUGUACUCGAAGUAUGGUUACUUGGGUGACUCGGUAAAGGCUUUCCAAGAGGUGAAAUUCCAAGAUGUUGUGAGUUGGAAUUCUUUGUUUUCAAGCUUUUUAAGGCAUGGGCUUGCCAAGGAAGCACUAGGGGUUUUCUCAAAAAUGAGGAGGGAAGUAGUGGAAUUUAGCGAGUUCACACUAUGUUCUUUGCUUAAGGCUUGCGCCUCUAUCGCGGCUUUUCAACCAGGUAAGCAAGUUCAUGCCUUGGUGGUUGUGACGGGCCGUGAUUUGGUUGUUUUGGGUACUGCUCUUAUUGAUUUUUACUCUAGCAUUGGGCAUAUUAGUGAAGCCAUGAAAGUAUUUUCUACUUUGAGUUGGACAAAGGAUGAUGUGAUGUGCAAUUCUUUUAUUACUAGGUGUGUACAGAAUAGGCGAUAUAAAGAGGCAUUUUCAAUCAUAAGUGUUAUGAAACCAAAUGUAGUUGCCCUCACUAGUGCUCUCUCAGCUUGCUGUGAGAAUUCAGACCUGUGGAUUGGUAUGCAGAUCCACUGCGUAGCAACAAGAUUUGGGUUUACUUCGGAUACUCAACUUUGCAACAAAUUAAUAGACAUGUAUGCAAAAUGUGGAAAAAUUUUGAAUGCUAGAUCAUUGUUUAAUGGGAUUUUUCAUAAAGAUGUUGUUUCUUGGACUAGCAUGAUUGAUGCAUAUGGUAGGCAUGGACAUGGGCAUGAAGCUCUGGAACUGUUCAGUAAGAUGGAACAGGAGGGAAAUAAGGUUUCACCGAAUUCUGUGACAUUCCUUGCUGUGCUAUCCGCUUGUGGGCAUUCAGGGUUAGUGGAAGAAGGGCGCGAACUUUUCAACUUAGUAGAGAAGAAAUGUGGUUUAGUCCCAGGCGUGGAACACUAUUCCUGCUUAAUAGAUAUCUUAGGCCGGGCUGGCCGAAUGGAAGAUGUAUGGUGCCUGUUUGGUGAUAUGGAGAAAAAUGGCAUUAGGCCAACAGCUGCUGUGUGGGCAGCCCUUAUGAAUGCUUGCCGUAUUAAUUUGGAUGUUGCGAGGGGUGAGCUUGCUGCAAAGAAGCUGUUGGAAUUAGAACCAAAUAAUCCUGGGAAUUACAUAAUGCUAUCCAAUUUUUAUGCAUCGCUUGGAAUGUGGGAUUUUGUAGACAGCUUGAGAGGCCAUAUGAAGGAGAGUCGGCUGAUCAAGGAGGCGGGGAAUAGCUGGGUUACUGUUCCACAUUUGGUACCAACUUCAUAACAAAUUUGUAGUGUGUUUUAUUAUUAUUGUUAUUAAACUGAGAGAAAGGGAUGGUGUUUACACUUUAAACUUCUGCAUUUUUUAUAUUCUAGAUGCUGACCAAGGGAAGAAAAAACAAUUAUGGGAGUUUCUUUUAUGAUAUAGGAGACAAAUUGUUGAAUGGGAAGGAAAUGUACUGAUUCUAACAUUUUUCAACACUUCGAUAGACAUAAAUUUGGAUAA